AUGUCGUUAACAGAUGAUCAAGUGAACGCCGAACUUCGUAAGAUGAAAGCCUUCAUCGAAAAGGAGGCACAAGAGAAGGCGAAAGAAAUAAGACUAAAGGCAGAUGAAGAGUAUGAGAUUGAAAAAGCAUCCUUAGUUAGGUCCGAGACCGCUGCAAUCGAUUCAGCGUACGAACAAAAAUUAAAGAAAGCCUCCUUAGCCCAGCAGAUUACUAAGUCUACAAUUGGAAAUAAGACAAGAUUGAGAAUCUUAGCUACCAAAGAGGAAGUCUUGGAUGAAAUAUUCGAUGAAGCUGAAAAGGACUUGAAAAAUAUUGCUAAGGACAAAUCCCAAUACCAGCCCAUUUUAGAGGGCUUGAUUGAGGAAGGGUUGUUGGCAUUGUUGGAAGAGAAAGUAACUGUGAGGGUAAAGAAAUCUGAUGUUGAUAUUACUAAGGAGGCUUCCGCCACUGCAGCGAAAUAUUUUGAAGAGAAAACGAAGUUCUCCGUUGAAGUUACAGUUGAUGAAACUAAUUUCCUUGAUGAAAACAUCGCUGGUGGAGUAGUUGUCGCUAAUGACACUGGUAAGAUUGAGGUCGAUAAUACUUUAGAAGAGAGACUUAAAAUUUUAUCUGAAGAAGCAUUACCAGCCAUCAGGCUCGAGCUUUUUGGACCUUCUAAGACUAGAAAAUUUUUUAACUAG
This is a messenger RNA of Priceomyces carsonii, 681 nucleotides long. It is a transcript of the gene VMA4, whose product is annotated as H(+)-transporting V1 sector ATPase subunit E. The coding region runs from base 1 to 681 and encodes 226 amino acids. Lineage: Eukaryota; Fungi; Ascomycota; Pichiomycetes; Serinales; Debaryomycetaceae. Gene Ontology annotation, biological process: proton transmembrane transport. The transcript has 2 exons. Gene Ontology annotation, cellular component: proton-transporting two-sector ATPase complex, catalytic domain. The record is from RefSeq and is a predicted model, not a curated record. Gene Ontology annotation, molecular function: proton-transporting ATPase activity, rotational mechanism.